Messenger RNA from Daktulosphaira vitifoliae (grape phylloxera), 1839 nucleotides. RefSeq names its product myoneurin-like. Bases 1135 to 1563 code for a protein of 142 amino acids. Gene Ontology annotation, cellular component: nucleus. Gene Ontology annotation, biological process: regulation of transcription by RNA polymerase II. The record is from RefSeq and is a predicted model, not a curated record. Gene Ontology annotation, molecular function: DNA-binding transcription factor activity, RNA polymerase II-specific; RNA polymerase II cis-regulatory region sequence-specific DNA binding. The transcript is spliced from 3 exons. Lineage: Eukaryota; Metazoa; Arthropoda; Insecta; Hemiptera; Phylloxeridae.
AUAUCAUGGGGGCGUAUUACCGCCUAAGAUUCUGUCCUGUCUAUGUUUAAAAAAAUUAAUGAAAUUUAACCCCACUUCUGAAAAUGUAUUUUUUAGUUGUAUCUAACCCCUACCAUUAAAUAUUAAAAAACAAUAGUGUCAUUUAAAUUUUUUAAUAGAAAUCAUUAAAUCGAUACAUAAUGGGUAAAACGGGUUCUUCCAGUGUUUAGAAAUGCCGACAAUCAGUCUGAUUAAAUGAAUUCCAUUUAGUUUCGUUAUAACACAGUUAAAUACGAUCAUCAAUAAUCAUAUUAUUUAAUUAAUCAAAUACAAAAAUCAAUAAAUAUUACUUAAUUGGACUGAUAGUCGACACUGUUUGUAGUUAGAAUCGAAAGAAUUAUCAUUAAUUAGUGUUCCAUAAGAAAUCCUGUGCGGUUUACUGCACACCGCUUUCCGCUCAUAUUUGCAAAUCGGCAACAGGUGUCAUCAGGUGUCUUCAGCGAUCGGCUAGUUGGUCUUAUUUUAUCGCUGGUCCUAAGUGUAUGUUUGUGCAUACAUAACUCAUUUUAAUUUAUUAUAUUUUAUUUAUUCAUUUCAUUACACCUUACAUCUAAUUAUUUAUAUAAGGACUGUGUACUGCGUGCGGAAUGCCACACAAAUCUGCCGUCAGAACUGAUCAGGUAAAACCAUACUGAUGUCACCGUUGACCGUUUUCACUUGUCAUGGUGUGUACCUAAAGUCUGUUGACAUGUAUGAAAUUCAUAUCUUCAUUGUUAAAAUAAAAUAUCUUUUCAUAGAAACACAACUGCUGCACAACGUAAUAUAUAAAAAUCCCUAACCCUGGGUUAACAAUUGGUUGAAAUUUAUCCAAGUGGGGCGGUGGAUACUCACAACCCUCUUGGUAGAUCAGGUAGACUGAGAUAACGGUCGUUAAAAAAUAUUUUAUCGGUCAUAUUGAAUUGGCGAUUCUCGUGUGAAACAUCUUCAAGUAUUUCUUUACAUCACAAUUAAACUUAAUUAUUUUUGUCUGACUUAAAUUUUUUUUUUUAAGUGAAAUUUUUAGUUGUUUUCUUACAUAAAGCUGUAAUCUCAUUUGGUUCAUUAGUGUCCAUUUAAUAUAUAUAUUAAUUAUAACUGUUAAAUUUUAUUUUCAAAAUGUACUCUUGUGAUCAUUGUCAAAAAACAUUUUCUUUGCUGUCAAAUCUUCGUCGUCAUGAAAAAACUCACAGUGGUAUACGUCAUGCAUGUCCAUUAUGUGAAUCUGAUUUUACUUAUCCAGGAGAUCUUAAAAAACAUUUGACUCAGAAACACAAAAAAUAUUGUAAGAAGGUCAACAAACAGCCAUUAGCUGAAAAUCCGAUUCUUCAACUAAAUCAGCAAAGGCCUAGUGUUAUUGUGCAUACGUCCAAUUACUACGAUGAUAAUCAAACACUUGUAACGUCAACUUUGGGAUACGAAGGGGAUUGGCUAAUUCCAACGAUUAAACAGGAACCUGAUGAAUACAACCAUUAUUGGAUACACGAAUACGAUGAGAAUAAUUGUUUUCAGAUCGAAUCCACCACUUACUUAAGCGAAUAUAACUAAGCACAGCAUCUGUGAAUAUUAUUUAAAUUUCUUAUUUCGAUGAAAAAAAUUUCCAAAAACCCGAGUUGUAAAGCGUGUGGUAGCUGAGGACUUCAUUUUAAGUGCCAUCACAGAAGAGGAAUAAACAGACAUUUCUAUUAUUGAACAACUUUAAACAUUUGAAAAAGGGUCUAAUGUGGCCUUUUAGGGUAGGCGUAUUUAAAUUUGCACGCAGAAUGGCGCUUGUAACUGCUCCGACGAAAAUUUUUUGAGACGAACAUUAUACCGUCUAUUUAA